AUGCCUGCUCUCCGUGGUAAGGGUCCAACGUUGGUUGGAGUACUUUGGUUUGAAACUACUUUGUGUAUGCUUGUGCUUGCACUGCGAGUCUACACACGGACUGUGAUCCGCCGCAAUACUGGUUGGGAUGAUCUACUGCUUCUCGCUUCUUGGAUUUUGAUGGUUGCCUUUACAGCCCUCUGUACAGCAGCGGCGCAUUAUGGCAUGGGUGUGCAUUCAGGCGAACUUUCUGUCGAUCAGACUACCCACGGAAUGUUACUGCUCUUGGCUGGGCAAAGUAUUAUAGCAAUUAGCAUGGGUUUGAGCAAGUGCGCUGUCGCUGCGUUCCUCAUGCGGAUUGUCGUCAAAAAAUGGCACAAACUCUUCCUCUGGUUUUGGAUCGUCAGUAUCAUGGUUCUUAGCAUUAUCCUGGCUGUUACUGUGUUCGCACAAUGUACACCAGUGGAGUCGAUCUGGGACCCGCGAAUUCCGAGUAAAGGCUGUUCUUUGAAUCUCGCGGUCAUGGCCACAAUCAUGUGCGCAUGGUCCGCCGUCCUUGACUUUGUUCUCGCUCUCUUCCCAUGGUUGGCCUUGUGGAAUUUGAACAUGAAGAAAAAGGAGAAAUACACGAUUUGUUUCUCGUUGAGUCUGGGUAUUUUCGCCGGAAUUUGCGGUAUAAUCCGAACAACAGGUCUCAACGCUCUAACACAAUCAUCCGACUAUCUCUAUGCGACAACCGACUCGGUGAUAUGGACCAUGUCUGAACUUUCCACCACCAUCCUUUGUGUCAGCAUUCCAGCCCUUCGCCCUCUCUGGCGCUCCAUUUGCGGCGACAUCUCAUCCAACGACGCCUCAAACUACACCGACCUUCCUCCCUACGGAAAAAGCAGCGCCGGACGCAGCGUAAAACAACCGACCUUUGCUAUGGAUACAGUGACAACGACUACCGUGCAUGGCAAAGAUCUUGACGAUGAGUCUGGGAGCAGUGGGAGGAAUGAAGAGCACGGAGAAGACACAGACACGAGACAUAUUCUGCCUCAUCCACGUCCUCAUUCGACUGGUAUCUAUCAAGUCAACGAGGUGACGAUAUCUUAUGAGGAUCGAAGGCCUGGGGAUGGUGAUAGUAUCCCUUCUGAUCCAGUCAAGACCAGGCAGCAUCUUUGA
Messenger RNA from Penicillium roqueforti, 1143 nucleotides. RefSeq lists its product as uncharacterized. The record is from RefSeq and is a predicted model, not a curated record. Lineage: Eukaryota; Fungi; Ascomycota; Eurotiomycetes; Eurotiales; Aspergillaceae. The transcript has 6 exons. The coding region runs from base 1 to 1143 and encodes 380 amino acids.